Dentiscutata heterogama is the source of this 844-nucleotide messenger RNA. The record is from the annotation of a GenBank genome assembly. NCBI's taxonomy places the organism in Eukaryota, Fungi, Glomeromycota, Glomeromycetes, Diversisporales, Gigasporaceae.
UAUAAAACUGCCUAUAAUAUUGUAAGUACUAUUGAACUAGUAUUAGAAGAAUUUGGUAUUAGCGGAAGCAAACUGGUAAGUAUUACUAUGGAUAAUGGUUCAAAUGUUAAAGCAGCUGUUGCACAACUUUCAAAUAAAAUUUCACCAUCAAAGCCUAUUGUCAACAUCUUCUGUGCAGCAUAUACAUUACAAUUGAAAAAAAAGUGUAAACAACUACAAGCUGCUCAAAUAAGUACUAGCAAAAAAAAAUCUGAAACUAUUGAUGUAAUUCAAGACGUGGAGAUCAGAUGGAACUCGACCUAUAUAGCACUAAAAAGACUUAUAAAACUUGAAAGGCCAAUUAGGUGGUUAGUUAAUGAUCUCGAAAAUUCUUCAAAUAUUGAACACCAACAUGAUGGUAGUAAUAUUCGAGACAAGAUGCUUUCUAAUAAAGAGUUUCAAAUUAUACAUGACCUUGUUGAUCUUUUAUAUCCAUUUGAUAAAGCGACUGAGAUUUUAUCGGGUUCUAAUUAUGCUACUUUGUGUAUUAUGAUACCAACAAUUGAGGAAUUGAUUAAUCAUUUAAAUCAGACAAAUAGUGAAUCUGAUAUUAUAAAUGAAGUAAAAGAUACCAUUCUUGAUAAUUUAUCAAGCAGAUGGUCAUCACCACAUGAAUAUGGCUCAUAUACAUCUUUUCUUGAUCCAAGGUUCAAAAACCUAUCCUUUUGCUCUAGUUCAUUACAAAGACAAACCAUUGAAGAACUAAAAGAUCAAUUUAAUGAGCUAAAUAGGCAAAUUAAUCAAGCAACAACUUCUAAUACAAGUUCAACAGAACAAACUACAAAAAAAAAAUCUGCUAUGAAAA